Coffea eugenioides is the source of this 378-nucleotide messenger RNA. RefSeq lists its product as uncharacterized. The coding region runs from base 1 to 378 and encodes 125 amino acids. The record is from RefSeq and is a predicted model, not a curated record. The transcript has a single exon. Lineage: Eukaryota; Viridiplantae; Streptophyta; Magnoliopsida; Gentianales; Rubiaceae.
AUGACAGUUCAUAUAGAUGAGCUAGUACAGUUAUCUAACAAAUCGGCCAAGUUUGGUGGUGGUAUAAGUUGGAGAACCAUUGUUGAUCAGCUUAACAAAUUAUCUUCUGAUGAAAUUCAACUAUUAACAUUUGAUUCCAUUGAAGAUGUCAGAGAAUUUUACCUAUGUCAUAGCAAAAUGGUCGGUUUUGGUAUUAGAGAACGUGAUGAAAAGAAAGAUCAGAAAGGUAUUGUGACAUACAAAUGGUGGGUAUGCAACAGAGAGGGCUUUAGAAAUAGCAAAUGGUUAAAUUUAGUUAACCGUAAGAAAGAGGCAAAACGUCUUAUGAGAGUUGGUUGUCUGGCAACUAUAAUUGUGCAAUGGAAUAAGGAUAUUUAG